UAUAAAUGGCCGACAUAUACAACAUAUAGCGACACCAGUUAAAGAUAUGGCUGCAGCAUUGCAUCAAACCGACCUUCUAAAAGGACUCAACCGCCUCAGACUAGACGGGAAAUACAGUGAUGUCACAAUCAGAUGCGGAGAUCGAUCGUUUUCCUGUCAUCGAGUGGUGCUAGCGGCCGUGUCUGAUUUCUUUGAGUGCAUGUUUGAUGUUGAAAUGCAGGAGUCUUUGACCCGCGAAGUUGAUCUGACCCCAUAUAUCGUUUCUGAGGAGAUGAAUAUUUGCGAGAAGGUUCUUCAGUUCAUAUACAUGGGAGAAUCUGCUAUAGACAUGUCUUCUGCAGGACAUCUUCUGGAAAUCGCAAAGCAAUUCCAGAUGCCUUCUUUGGAAGCCUCCUGUCUCAAGUUUCUCUCAACAAAUCUAGACCAAACCAAUUGUCUUACCGUAUGGCAAACUGCAGAAGCGCAUGGUUUUGCCGAGCUAGAAGCACUUGCACUGUCCUUGGUAAAGAAACACUUCCAAGAGGUCUGCUAUAGCAAUGAUUUCUUGUCCCUUUGCAAAAUCGACUAUAUUCUUACCAUUCUAAACGGUCAGAACAUGAACUGUCCAGACAAACGUAUCAUUUGUAAGGCUGUCAUGUUGUGGAUAAUUGCAGACUUCGAAAACCGUGCUGUUUACAUUGAAGAGAUCAUGAAAGCCUUAAACGUUGUUCCCGUGGAUGUAGAUGACGUCGAGGCGAUAAUUUCAUGUGACAGUUUUCGAGAUAUACGCGAAGACAGUACAUAUCAGAGUACAAUAUACUCACUAAAGAAAGCACGUUACUCGUGCCAGUUCGCCGGUUCAGCUAACCAAGGCCUACUCAGUGAUGAAUCGCUAGUCGUGAUUGGUGGAUGUGAGGAUGGAUCCAAUAAGGAUAUGCAAUGCUUCAGUUUUUCUCAGAAGAAAUGGUUCAAAUUGGCUGCUUUGCCAUUCGAUGUUGGUUUCGAUUUUGCAGUUUGUUCAGAAGGCCUGAACAUUUUCGUUUCCGGUGGCACUUCGCAUAAGAAAGUUUUAUUACGUUACGAUGGAGAGAUGAAUAAAUGGGACAAGAUGGGAGAAAUGCCUCAUGGGAGACAACGUCACUGUAUGGCAAUUGUCCGGAAUACUUUGUAUGUGCUGGGAGGCUACGACACUGCCAAAUCAAGUCCAUACCAGCACAUUGAUCUGUUUGACCUGGCCACAUUACGAUGGGUGACAGGUGGGAGAAAGCAUCACAUGGCGAUACCAGUGAGGUCCGCUUCGUGUGCAGUUCUUGGUCAGAUAAUCUAUGUUGUUGGUGGUUUUGAUUCAAGAGGAAACCAGAUCAGCAGAGUGCAAUAUUUCAACGCCAAAGACAAAUACUCCGGCGAGGAGUACCAGGUCUUGCCAGAGGAAGCAAACUCCAAGUAUCAAGCGGUAGUGGUCAGUGAUAAACUAUAUAUUGUUUCAAAAAAUGGCGAGGUCUUUCAAUACGACCCAGGGGCGGAUCACCGACCAUUCGUUGUUGGAAAUAUAUCGACAUUUCCUAGAAAAGACUAUGGAGUUUGUGCUUUCGAGGGCAAUAUACUAGUGCUAGGCGGAGCAGUGAGAUUCCAGCCGAGAACGGAUAUGAUCCAGUUCAAUACCGUCAAAAAGCUCACAGUAGUCAUGCAGGAGGUAAUGCCGGCCCCCAGGAGUCAGUUUGGUUUGUGCAAGACUCAAGUAAUUAGACGACAUCUUAGUAAUGUUGAUGACUAAGAUUCUGCGAAAAGGGACGAUACCUAAAGUAACAGGACACAUAAUCCGCUUCGCGACUACUGUGGAUUUUAAACCAUUUUCAGUUUGGAUGUGUAUUAACUUUGUUCGUGAUAGUGUUUAAAUAUCUGUUUUUUAAACGUGUCUUUUUAACAUGUUUGCAUUGUCGCGUUUUAUAAAUUGUAGAUACCUUCUGUUUAUAUAUAUCUCAUGUAUAAUUUUAAUUUAUAGGGAUGUUUUUUUAUAGAUGUGUCAUUGUUAUCGUUUUGUUGAACAUAGAUUACUGUUAUUUAGAGUUACACGCUUGUAUUUCUAAAACGUAGUUUAAUGCGAGUAAAACAGAUGGACUGA
Molecule: messenger RNA, 2101 nt
Organism: Ylistrum balloti
Lineage: Eukaryota; Metazoa; Mollusca; Bivalvia; Pectinida; Pectinidae
Product: kelch-like protein 24a
Exons: 3
Coding region: 47-1753 (568 amino acids)
Molecular function (GO): protein binding
Source: RefSeq, a predicted model, not a curated record